Suillus discolor is the source of this 696-nucleotide messenger RNA. RefSeq lists its product as uncharacterized. The transcript is spliced from 8 exons. The coding region runs from base 1 to 696 and encodes 231 amino acids. The record is from RefSeq and is a predicted model, not a curated record. NCBI's taxonomy places the organism in Eukaryota, Fungi, Basidiomycota, Agaricomycetes, Boletales, Suillaceae.
AUGCUAACUACCUUGUCCUUUUCUUCGUUCCUACCUCUCGUCCUCACACACUCCUCAACUGCAACCGUCAUCAACAUCUUUGCUCACCACGCCACUAUCAACAUCUUCGCACCCAGCAUUCCUGCGUGCACACUACAACUGGCACCACCACCAACACCAGCACCUAACGCGCCUUCCCAAGUCCACCAACUCCACGUUCACAGACAAGAGAAUCGAAGAAGGGAGAAGGGAUGGUAUAGAGAUGAAGGAGGAAAGAGGAACUCGAGGAGACGAGACUUUGGGCACGCUGGAACACUUGCACCACCACCAGCACUUGCACCACCACCAGCAUUCACACCACCACCAGCUUUCACGCCAACACCACCAUCCAUGUCACCUUCGCCAUCAUUCACACCACCAUCUUUGUCAUUCGCGCCGGCACUAGCGCAUACCCCAGCGACACCAUCACCAAUGACCACUACGCCAUUCCCAACACGACAGACGCCAUGCGUGAAUGCCCAGCACACGCCCCUCCUCCUUCUUGUGCCUUCCACAUAUGUUCAAGUCACAUCAGCAUUCGCUGACAUUAUCUAUGACCCUUUAUGUUCCGACAAUCCUGGUGACCAAUAUGGGAUAAUGACUUCCAAAGUUCCAAAGUUCCACAGUUGCCAUAUUAUAUCCAAGGCAAUAGAAUACAUUAAUGAUGCGCAAAUAUAA